This is a messenger RNA of Monoraphidium neglectum, 597 nucleotides long. RefSeq lists its product as hypothetical. The transcript is spliced from 2 exons. Gene Ontology annotation, cellular component: centriole. The record is from RefSeq and is a predicted model, not a curated record. Gene Ontology annotation, biological process: centriole replication. Lineage: Eukaryota; Viridiplantae; Chlorophyta; Chlorophyceae; Sphaeropleales; Selenastraceae. Bases 1 to 597 code for a protein of 198 amino acids.
AUGCGCACUCACACGCUCAUACGUGCACGUCAUCACGCGCAGCUGUCCCUGGAGGGCGCGCGCCAGGAGGCCUCCUCCCUGGCGGCGGACAACGCGGAGCUGCGGGCCAAGCUGGACGAGAGCCGCGCGCAGCUGCAGAGCAACGAGCAGAUGAUCCGGUGGCUCAACCAGCAGGUCACCGACGCGCAGCUGCAGGUCAGCACGGUCCCGGGCUCGCGCUACCAGUUCCGCCCCACAGGCGCCGUGUCCACCGCGACGCACCCCGCCGCGGCCCUCCUGCCCGGCGGGCUUGGCGGCCUCUCCGCCGGCGGCGCCGGCUAUGCGCGCGCGAGCAGCAGAAGCCCCGCGGCAGGGGCUGCCGUGGGCAAGGCAUCGUUCGCGGCGAGCAGCGCCACAAAGCAGCAGCUGCCCUCGCAGCGCCACCCGUCGCCGCAGCAUCACAACGUGUCGUCGCUGGGCUUCUCCCCGCAGACGGCGUCCCUGCCGCCGCCGGGGCGCGGGGGCGGCGCGCGGGGCGGGUACGGUUAUGGGGCGGGCGGCAGCGUCGGCGGCGGCCUGUCUCCAGAGCGGGGGGCGGGCGAGUACGUCUAUGCGUGA